Messenger RNA from Penicillium robsamsonii, 1425 nucleotides. RefSeq lists its product as uncharacterized. The transcript has a single exon. The record is from RefSeq and is a predicted model, not a curated record. Lineage: Eukaryota; Fungi; Ascomycota; Eurotiomycetes; Eurotiales; Aspergillaceae. The coding region runs from base 1 to 1425 and encodes 474 amino acids.
AUGUAUUCAAUCAUCUUGGUCCUGCAAAAGUUUCUAGGUGGAUAUUUCAAGCCCACGAGCGGUGGACAGCGACCUCAAAACAGAAAGGCACCACCCUGCUGUGUCUCCUUGGAUACAUCCCUGCAUCCAUUUGAAGAUUUGCCUUCCACCUAUGAUCCCUCAACUUGGUGGUUAGAUGGCCAGGUUUCUACGUAUCCCCAUUUCCAGGAUGGAGAGACAAUUCGAUAUCAUGUGAAAGUCAUCAAGCAUACCCUCUUUCGGUAUAUUUUGGAAGGAUGCAAACUCCUUUUGGAAAGAGCAGACAAUCAUUCGCUCCUUCCCUCAAUGAACCAGCACGAGUUACUUUGGAAAGCAGCAAUCUCCGUCCACAAAUAUGGGGUUUUGUAUCUAGCCGCUCGCUGGGAGUGCCGAGAAGACUUCCUGCCAACGGUAGAAUCCAACCAUCAUCUUUUUACAGAAAUCGACCUCUUUCUCUCUUCCAAUGACAAUGCCAUUCGUGCUAUCAACUAUGGUGUCCAUCGACUGGUCAAUAGUUCCAUCUUCACUGUGGACUACCAGACAAGACUCAUUCCUCCUACGGCCAUAUCAGCAAUUGGCGUAAGCCACAUUGCAGUCCGGGUACGGGAUUUCGAGGGAGAUAGUGUCCACAUGCUAGACAAUUCGUCUGCCAUUUGGGACCUCCACGAUUUCGCCCAUCUUUCUGCCGCCUCGGUAUCCCCUAGUCUAUACGGCUCAAAAUACUUCACGCAUCUCAUUAAGCUCCCAUCCGAGCUGACGGCUUUGAUCCGCAGCCCCAAAAUGAAGACCGCGGACCCUACGCCUCGGUACUCGGAUGGAGUUGUCUUCAGUGAGCUUCUCACCAUCCUCUUCACAUCCGAGAUAGAGGCGGUGCAAAAAUCGGAGAAGGUGCAUACUUAUGUAUCCCUCACCGAUACUUUGGCCAAAUACGUUGCAGAUUAUCUCAUGGGGAGGUGUGAGCUGCAGCAUCAGACCACGGGUGAAAUGCUGACAGUGAAAAAUCCCAUACGUGCUGUUGAGUUGGCAACCCUAGUGCAGAACAAAGCUUAUGAACUGAUGGCUAGCGAGAUUGAACAGCGGGUGUUCACGAGAGGGGGUCCUGCCGGGGACUCUAGGGAUGAACUGGACAGGUUGUCUGCGUUUGAGAAAAUUGGAUUCCUCGCGGGUUGUCGGAGAUGGUUAUAUUUUGAAAUGAGAAAUACUAUCAAGCACCGCGCCCACAGACUGGCUUAUCAAAAGGUGGCUGAGCGCAUGCUUGCACCGGAGAAUAGGGUCUCGAUCACAAGCAAUGAUUACGUGCUGCUGUCGGGGGUCCUGAAAAGCAUUCACUAUCAAGGCUGGGAGAGUGAUAGAGCGGUAAAUCUUUGGCAGAUGAUCAAAGACAUCGAAGUCGAUACGCACUGCUAG